AAUCAGAUGGGGUCACAUCUAUCUUUUUAUUUUCAUAAAUGUUCACUUAAUUAACCAUUGUUAAGCCAAUUUUAUUCAUGUUCUUGACAUGUUCUUAUAACAAAUCACAAUGUUUGAAUUAAGGCCUUUCAUAGACUAAGAACUUGCCAUGAAAAGUAUGUGGCCAACCAACCAAUAUUCUGCCUCCAAUAUAUAGGCAAGUUUUUGGUAUGAUGCAGUUCACUCAUUACAUCUAAACACUACUAUUAGAUCCUUAACUAGUUUCAACACAUUUUCUCACAUUACUAUCAUUGAUUAUGGAAAAUAUGAGAGAGAAUGAGAUUGAGGACAAUAUGUCAAUGUCACCUCCGUCCGUUGGUUCCAUGCAGAUUGCAGGAAGCAAUGGCUUUGGUCACAGCAUGGACUUCAUGUCUCAGUCAUACCUUAUUAAUAGGUACUCAGAGAUUGAUAUACAAGUUCAGGAUUCUAGUUUCAACCAAGAGCCCCCUCUUCCUGUAUAUCUCAAGUUUGAAGAUGUUGAGUUCAAAGUGAGAAAUAGCCAAAUAGUUUCAAAAAACCCUGUGAAGACAAUGAUGUCAAAGGUAUCCACACAAAACAAUGUGGAAGAAAGAAACAAAUACAAGAAAAUUUUAAAAGGUAUCACAGGAAGCAUUGGCCCGGGCGAAAUUCUAGCUUUGAUGGGUCCUUCUGGUAGUGGAAAGACAACAUUGUUGAGUGUUAUCGGAGGAAGAUUAAAUAAUGAUAAUGUAAAAGGAAAGAUAACUUACAAUGAUGUUCCAUAUAGUCCUGCUCUCAAGAGGAGGAUUGGUUUUGUUCCACAAGAGGAUGUGCUUUUUCCACAACUUACGGUCGAAGAAACAUUAAUCUUCUCUGCAUUUUUAAGGCUACCAACCAACAUGACCAAGCAACAAAAAUAUGCAAGACUUGAGAACACUAUCAAGGAUCUAGGCCUAGAAAGAUGCCGCCACACGAAAAUAGCUGGAGGCAUAUCAGGAGGAGAAAGGAAAAGAACCAGCAUUGGCUAUGAAAUUCUUGUUGAUCCUUCACUGCUGCUACUUGAUGAGCCAACUUCAGGCCUUGAUUCCACCUCAGCAAACAAACUCCUUCUCACUCUUCAGGGACUAGCCAAAGCUGGAAGAACUAUAAUCACAACAAUUCACCAGCCAUCAAGCAGAAUCUUUCACAUGUUUAGCAAACUUCUUCUGAUAUCAGAAGGCUCUCCUGUUUUUUAUGGGAAGGCUAAAGACACAAUGGAGUACUUUUCAUCCUUGAGGUUUGUCCCGGAAAUACCGAUGAAUCCAGCAGAAUUCUUGCUUGACUUGGCAACUGGACAACUAAAUGAUAUAAGUAUUCCACAAGAUAUUUUCAAAGAUCAUGAAUCUACUGACCCUUCAGCGGUUGUUAUUAAUUAUGUACAACUAAAGUAUAAAGAAAUACUUGAGCCAAAAGAAAAAGAGAAUCAUAAAGGAGCAAACACACCAAAACAUCUUCAACUAGCUAUUCAGGUUAAGAAAGAAUGGACAUUAAGUUGGUUAGACCAAUUUGUUAUUCUUUAUAAGAGAUCAUUCAAAGCAAGAUGCAUGGAAUAUUUUGAUAUAUUAAGACUUGUUCAAGCACUUGGAAUUGCACUUUUGUUGGGACUACUUUGGUGGAAAUCUUCAAUCAAUACAGAAGCUGAACUCCGAGAUCAGGUUGGUUUAAUGUUCUAUAUUUGUAUAUUUUGGACAUCUACAUGUAUUUUCGGAGCUGUCUAUGUAUUUCCGUUCGAAAAGGUUUACUUACGAAAAGAAAGGAAAGCAGACAUGUAUAGACUAAGUGUAUACUAUGCAAGCAGUACUCUAUGUGACAUGAUGGCACAUGUUAUGUAUCCUACUAUUUUCAUGCUCAUUGUGUACUUCAUGGCUGGAUUUAAGAGCACUGCGGCUUGCUUCUUCCUUACGUUAUUCACAAUUUUGCUAAUAGCUAUAACAAGUCAAGGGGCAGGAGAAUUAUUUGGAGCUGCAGUUAUGAGUAUUCAAAGAGCAGGAAUGGUUGCUUCUUUGAUACUUAUGUUAUUCCUUCUUACAGGUGGCUACUAUGUUCAGCAUAUACCAAAGUUCAUGCAAUGGAUGAAGUAUAUGUCAUUCAUGUACUAUGGAUUCAGGCUUCUACUAAAAGUGCAAUAUUCAGGAGACCAACUAUAUGAAUGUGAAAGUGAGGGAGGUUGUAGGCCACUUCAAACUUCACCUUCAUUUGAUACUGUAAACUUGAAAGGAGGUUUGAGUGAAGUUUGGGUUCUGCUAGCUAUGGCUCUUUGUUUUAGGUUGUUGGCUUACUUUUGUCUCCGCAGAAGAAUUGACAAAAGAAAUUAGUCUUAAUUUGAUGAAAAUGAAAAUUUCUUGUUUAAGAUUUCUGCUAUGAAUUAUGAUGUUUGUAACUUUGACAAUUUGAGCAAA
Messenger RNA from Trifolium pratense (red clover), 2435 nucleotides. RefSeq names its product ABC transporter G family member 26-like. Gene Ontology annotation, cellular component: membrane. Gene Ontology annotation, molecular function: ATP hydrolysis activity; ATP binding; ABC-type transporter activity. Lineage: Eukaryota; Viridiplantae; Streptophyta; Magnoliopsida; Fabales; Fabaceae. Bases 297 to 2351 code for a protein of 684 amino acids. The record is from RefSeq and is a predicted model, not a curated record. The transcript is spliced from 9 exons.